GCUUGACAUCUCAGGGCUGAAAUGGAGCUGCUAGGAACCAUUCCGCUUGCUCUCCUGAUUUCUGUGACUUGCCUUAGCCUCCUUUCAGUGUGGGCAAAAAUGCACACUGCGGGGAGACUGCCCCCUGGCCCAACUCCUUCCCAUUAUUGGCAAUAUACUGCAAUUAAACCUCAAAACCUCCCUGCAUCUCUCUCCAAGCUGGCCAAAGAGUAUGGACCUGUUUACACUCUGUACUUUGGAUCCUGGCCUACUGUGGUCCUACACGGAUAUGACGUGGUGAAAGAAGCUCUACUCAAUCAAGGUGAUGAUUUCCUUGGGAGAGGACCUCUUCCCAUUGUCGAAGAAAGCCAGAAGGGACGUGGAAUCAUUUUCAGUAACGGAGAGAGGUGGAAGCUCAUGCGGCGCUUCUCCCUCAUGACGCUGAGGAACUUUGGGAUGGGGAAGAGAAGCCUGGAGGAGAGGGUGCAGGAGGAAGCGCAGUGCCUUGUGGAAGAAUUACAGAAAACAGAAGCUCAGCCUUUUGACCCCACCUUCAUCCUGGCUUGUGCUCCCUGCAACGUGAUCUGCUCCAUCCUCUUCAACGAGCGUUUCCAAUACAACGACCAGACAUUCCUCAACCUCAUGGAUCUUCUAAAUAAAAAUUUCCACCAGUUGAACUCUAUAUCAUGCCAGAUGUACAAUCUAUGGCCAAAGUUCAUGAAGUAUCUCCCUGGAAAGCAUAAAGCAGUCAUUAAAAGACUUGAUGAGGUUAAAAAUUUCAUUCUAGAAAAAGUGAAGGAGCAUCAAGAGUCCCUGGAUCCUGCUAACCCUCGGGACUACAUUGACUGUUUCCUCAAUAAGAUUGAGGAGGAGAAGCACAGCCUGAAAUCUGAGUUUGAUCUGGAGAACUUGGCAACCUGUGGGUCUAACUUGUUUACCGCGGGCACUGAGACAACCAGCACCACCCUGAGAUUUGGACUUCUGCUCCUUAUGAAGUACCCGGAGGUGCAAGCCAAGAUUCACGAAGAACUUGAUCGCGUGAUUGGACGCCACCAAAACCCCAGCAUGGCGGACAAGGUGAAGCUGCCCUACACUGAUGCCGUGCUGCAUGAGAUUCAAAGGUUCAUCACUCUCCUUCCUUCUAAUCUGCCCCACGCUGUGGUCCAGGACACAAGAUUCAGAGACUAUGUCAUCCCCAAGGGCACCACUGUACUCCCAUUACUAUCUUCCAUCUUGAUGGAUCAUAAGGAGUUUCUCAACCCAGAGAAGUUUGACCCAGGACACUUUCUGGACAAAAACGGCUGCUUCAAGAAGACAGACUACUUUGUUCCUUUCUCCCUUGGGAAGCGUUCCUGUGCUGGCGAGAGUUUGGCCCAUAUGGAGCUCUUCCUGUUCUUCACGGCCAUUCUGCAAAAGUUUUCCCUGAGGUCUCUGGUGGAGCCAAGGGACCUAGGUAUCAAGCCUGUUGCAACCGGCCUUCUCAAUCUGCCUCCACCUUAUAAGCUGUCUCUUGUUCCUAGAUAAGAGUUCAUCCCUUAAAAGAAAAAAAAAAAAAAAAAA
Molecule: messenger RNA, 1539 nt
Organism: Acomys russatus (golden spiny mouse)
Lineage: Eukaryota; Metazoa; Chordata; Mammalia; Rodentia; Muridae
Product: cytochrome P450 2C23-like
Biological process (GO): xenobiotic metabolic process
Cellular component (GO): cytoplasm; intracellular membrane-bounded organelle
Molecular function (GO): oxidoreductase activity, acting on paired donors, with incorporation or reduction of molecular oxygen, reduced flavin or flavoprotein as one donor, and incorporation of one atom of oxygen; heme binding; iron ion binding
Source: RefSeq, a predicted model, not a curated record